Molecule: messenger RNA, 270 nt
Organism: Encephalitozoon hellem ATCC 50504
Lineage: Eukaryota; Fungi; Microsporidia; Unikaryonidae
Exons: 1
Coding region: 1-270 (89 amino acids)
Source: RefSeq, a predicted model, not a curated record
AUGGAGAAAAAGAAUAAGGACCUAGCUAAAGAAAAUACAGAACUUAAGAGAAAGAUAUCGACCAUGAAGAAAACCGAGGAAGAUCUGCUCAAAGACAGAAUAAAGAAGGAAUACUUUGGGUUUAGAAUGCAUAAAAAGAUUUCUGGAGAGCUUGAGAAAAAUAUUGCAGCCAUAGAGAAUGUGCUAGAUAGCCUCAAAAGACUCAGUGUGGAGAUUCCAAAUAGAGGGCAUAGCGAGGUCUUGAAGGACAAGAGGAAUCUGAAAGAAUAA